Molecule: messenger RNA, 2642 nt
Organism: Danaus plexippus (monarch butterfly)
Lineage: Eukaryota; Metazoa; Arthropoda; Insecta; Lepidoptera; Nymphalidae
Gene: Son
Product: protein Son
Exons: 14
Coding region: 126-2582 (818 amino acids)
Biological process (GO): regulation of cell cycle; regulation of mRNA splicing, via spliceosome
Molecular function (GO): RNA binding
Source: RefSeq, a predicted model, not a curated record
UUCUACUUUAUGCCAUAAUGGAGGAUCUGUUUUGAUUGUUUUAUAUGUUUUCGUGCAUUUUAUCUUAACAACUAUGAAUUUAGUCUGAUUUUUUUGGAUGAAAUUCUAAAUAUUUAUUAGGAAUAAUGACUAGUUUAAUAGAUAAGAUUGAAAUGUUGAUAAAGCGAGAGAAAACAACACCUGACCGCAAAAAAGACGAUACAACAAAGUCAUCCAGUGAAAUACUCUCUGAACUUUUUAGUGCUUUUAAUGCGGACCCUCCGAAAAUUGAUGACAUUGCCUUUAAAAAGGCCAAGAAAAGCAAGAAAAAACAUAAAAAGGAAAAGAAAAAACGCAGUCGAAGUGCCAGUGUUAGUAGUGAUAGUGAUUACAGUAGGAAACGCAAAAAGCGAAAAAAGAGUAAGUCUAAGAAACGUAAGGAGGAUCGCUCACCCUCACGUCGUUAUUCAAAAUCACCUAUAUCUAAAAGAGAAUUAAAGGUAAAGAUUAAAAACGAACUGGAUAAGAUAAAUCAAGAAGCUCCGGUUAAAGUAAAAGAAGAAUUGAAAAUCAAAACGGAACCGGUUAAGACAGAGGUUAUUAAGGAUGAUACGAACGACUCUUGUAUAGUACUUGAUGAUGACAUUGAUGCCAGUGAAAUCCCCAUGCCUGAAUCUCCAAUCGAUAAGCUUAAAUCAGAUCUCAGGUCGAAACUAGAUAAAAAACAAGAAAGUGUAACAGACAAUGACAAAACAAAAAGUAAAAUACAAAUUAAGAAUCUGAAAUUUAGUACAGUUUUCGAAGAGACUGUGAAAAAGGCUGAAGAAGAAGCUAAGAAGAAAAAGGAGAAGUUGGAAGAGGGGGAAUACACAGAUUCCUCGAGUAGUUCAGACGGGGAUGAAGUAUCUAACUCACAGUUCCCGAAGUCAUCAGAUCUAGUCGGAAUAUUAAGGCAACAGGCUGCAGAAGAAACUAAAUUAAUUGAAGAGCAAAAAACUGUGAAUAGAGUGAAAACAACAGAAAAAUCACAUAAAACUUCACAAAGAGAUAGGAGUAGAUCAAGAAAGCGGUCAACCAGUAGAAAACGUUCCAAAUCCCGUUCAACGUCACGGCAUAGAAGACGACACAGAAGUCGGUCCAAGUCCCAUCACAGAACCCGGUCGAGAUCCAGACGGAGUCAUUCGAGACAUCGAUCCAGGUCCAGAAGAUCCAGAUCGAGACACCGAUCCACAUCACGAUCCAGACAUCGCUCGUCAUCAAAAUCCAGACACCGGUCCCGACACUCUUCCAGACAUCGGCGGAGGUCUAGAUCCCCAACAGGAGUCCGUCUAGCCGAUAGUGAGAAGAAGCGUCUGUUAGAGGUAGCUCGACGGAACGCCAUUAACAUGUUGAAGAACGGAGCUGUACCGGCGGGAGCCGCCGCCCUCCCGCCCCAUACACGGAAUCAGGUCAUGGCCGCUAUACAGUCUGGAGGUAAAUCGGUUGAUGAACUGACAGAUUUCUGUAAGCAUUUAUCAAAAAAGGAAGCUCUGGGUGAACUAUCAUCUGUGUCAUCCAAUGAUGAAGAUAUGUCAGAGAAUGAAGACACAAUAGCCUUCCAUCAUCCGUUCCUGGUGAAGGAAAAAGCGCCCAUCAUUAUGAAUAUAAGGGGUGGAGCUCCACUGCCCACAAAAACCAGCAUCCCUGUGGCAAACAAAGACGAACUCCGUCUACAGUUCCCUGUCUCAUCGGGUACACAGCACAGAGAGAAGGCUGAUACAACGGACAAUGAAGAUAUGCAACUGGCGGUCAUAAACACGAAACCAUCGAGUCCAUUGGCUAAAACACUGGAACCGAUCGCUCUUCCCGGUCCCAAACCGGACUAUUUAAAAGUAUUCACAGGUGGAAACAGUCUCAGCACGGUUCCUGCAUUGCCAGCCGCUACAUCAACUAUAGACAAGGCUAAGGAUGUUGCAUCAAUAGUGUCAGAGAAGUUGUCUUUAAUAAGAAAAGAACAAGAGAAUUAUGAAGUUGCGCCUACACAUGGGUUCGGCUUCAAGAGUUCAUCCCUGGGACAAUUCACGGGGUCCACUGGAGCUCACAUACUUACCCCACGAGAACUAGCCAGCGGGGCACAAGCCUGGGCUAAGAAGGAUCAGCUGGUACGAGCUGCUCCCGUUGAAGGUGGGAUGGGAAUGCAUCUGCUACAGAAAAUGGGUUGGACUCCCGGUCGGGGGUUAGGCAAAGAGGGCACUGGGGCGUUACAACCCCUAUUGCUAGAGGUGAAGCUGGACACGAGGGGUCUAACAUCUAAGGAGGAGGUCAGUAACAGGCGUGGAAGACACGUGAAACCGCAGCGUAUAGGUCGUCGUGGCCCGGCGCCGCUCGUGGCUGGAGGGAAGCACCCUGUAUCACUUCUCGGUGAAUACUGUUCCAAACAGAAACUAGGACCUCCUGAGUACAGUCUUUGCUUCGAAUGUGGACCAGAUCAUAAAAAGAAUUUCCUAUUCAAGGUAAAAGUAGCGGGUAUAGAAUAUCAGCCGGCCGUAGCCAGUGCUAACAAGAAACAAGCUAAGGCCGACGCUGCUCAACUAGCGUUGCAAAAACUAGGAAUUGUAACAUAACUUUGAAAUUACCUGUAUAUAUUGAUAUUUAAUAAAACUGUUUUAUAAUUGUACAUUAAA